Molecule: messenger RNA, 2569 nt
Organism: Seriola dumerili (greater amberjack)
Lineage: Eukaryota; Metazoa; Chordata; Actinopteri; Carangiformes; Carangidae
Product: tripartite motif-containing protein 16-like
Exons: 1
Coding region: 1-1647 (548 amino acids)
Biological process (GO): protein ubiquitination
Molecular function (GO): zinc ion binding; ubiquitin-protein transferase activity; protein binding
Source: RefSeq, a predicted model, not a curated record
AUGGCGCAGAAGGGAAAUAAGGCAGACGGAAUGAAAUUCUGUUGUUCGAUCUGUCUGGAUCUACUGGAGGAUCCGGUGACUAUUCCCUGUGGACAUAACUACUGCAUGAGCUGCAUCGAAUCUUUCUGGGAUGACGAUAAGAAAAGAGUGCACAGCUGUCCUCAGUGCCGGGAGACUUUCAUACGGAGGCCUGCACUGGUGAAAAACACCAUGUUGGCAGAGUUAGUGGAGGAACUGGAGAAGACCGGACUCCGAGCUGCUCCAGCUGAUCACUGCUACGCCGGACCUGGAGAUGUGGCCUGUGAUGUCUGCAGCGAGAGGAAGCUGAAAGCCGUCAAGUCCUGUCUGAAUUGUGUGGCUUCUUACUGUGAGCAACACCUCCAGCCUCACUACGAAUCUCCUGCUUUUCAAAAACAUAAACUUGUUGACGCCACCGUUAAGCUUCAGGAGACCAUCUGCUCCGGUCACAAUGAGGUGAUGAAGAUCUUCUGCCGCACUGAUCGGCAGUGUAUCUGUUAUCUGUGCUCCAUGGAUGAACAUAAAGGCCACGACACAGUCUCAGCUGCAGCAGAAAGGACACAGAAGCAGAAGGAGCUUGAGCUGAGUCGGCAAAAAAUCCAGCAAAGGAUCCAGAACCGAGAGAAAGAUGUGAAGGUGCUUCAGCAGGAGGCGAGAGCUAUAAAUUGCUCUGCUCAUAAAGCAGUGAUGAACACCGAGAAGAUCUCCAGCGAGCUGGUCCGUCUUAUCAAGAAAACAAGCUCGGACGUGAAGAAGCAGAUCAGAUCUCAGCAGAGAACUGAAGCGAGUCGAGUCAAAGAGCUUCAGGAGAAGCUGGAGCAGGAGAUCACUGAGCUGAAGAGGAAAGACGCCGAGCUGGAGCAGCUCUCACGCACAGAGGACCACACCCAGUUUCUUCAGGGUUACCCUUCAUCGUCACAACUUCCUGAGUCUCCAGACUCACCCAGUGCAAAAAUCCAUCGUCUGCGGGACAUCGAGGAUGCGAUAGUUGCUAUGACAGCAGCAAGAGAUCGAAUACAGGCUGUUGUUAGUGAGGUCUUCAUCAGACAAUCACCGACAGACACAGACGUGGAUGUUUUGCCCACGACUAGAGCCGAGUUCUUACAAUAUUCAAGUCAUAUCACACUGGAUCCGAACACAGCGAGCGCCGGGCUGAUGUUAUCUGAUGGAAACAGAAAAGUUUCAAAGACUGAAGGGCAGUUACAAUCCAGUCACCCAGAGAGAUUCACCGGUUUGUCUCAGGUGAUGAGUGAGAACGAACUGACCGGGCGUCGUUACUGGGAGGUGGAGAGGAAAGGGAAAGUUUCAAUUGCGGUCACCUACAAAAACAUUAGCAGAACAGGAGAGUUCACUGCGAGUGCAUUUGGAUACAAUAAUAAGUCUUGGGCGUUAACGUAUGACAACAGUUACACGUUCAGACACCACGCCUCCGAUUUCAUUACAGGCUCUCAGCCCUCCAGAGUGGGAGUGUACCUGGAUCACAGCGCAGGUGUUCUGUCCUUCUACAGCGUCUCUGAAACCAUGACUCUCCUCCACAGAGUCCAGACCACGUUCACCCAGCCGCUCUACGCUGGACUCUGGCUUCACGGUUCUGAUGGAGACGCUGCCGAGUUGUGCAAGCUCAAGUAAGAUUAAGAAAUCAACAAGACAGAGGAGUUGGUGAUCUACUGGAGCCCGGACACUUUGGUCACCGAGGAGAUAACAAGUUAUUGCAGAAAGAAUAUGGUAGGUAAUCUUCUUAGUGGCUUUUAAAAUGGAUAAAAAAAACUACUUCAGGUGUAUGAAAAGUAAUAAAAAAAACAUAAUGUGAUCCUGAAAGGAAUCUUAUAUUAUAGUGAUUAAAAUGGCACUUAGAUAUAUUUAUAUAAAUUAUAUAAACGUCUUUGAGUUGCUAAGGUGAGGCGUGACUUCUGUGACACCUCGACCAAGAUCACUGGAGUUAUCUUCUCAUUAGAUCUCGAACUUUAAUGUAAUGUCUCUUAUGUUUCACUCUAUGCACUGAUUUUUGUUAAACUACACUGCUCUUCAAUCAAUGAUCUAUCUUGUUAAUAUUAUGCUUCAGUUGUUGCAGUAGGUUUACAUGAUUAUUACUUGAUCAAUCAGUGCAUUAGAGCUGCAAGGAUUAGUUGAUUAAUCGAUCAACAGAAAUAGUUUUCAGCUUCUGAAAUGUGAAGAUUUUGUUUAUAAUAUACGACAGUAACUGAAUAUCUUUGGGUUUUUAUUUGCACUGUUGAGCAAAUAAAGCAAUUUGAACUGCUUGAGAUUAUAAUGGGUAUAAUGGAUAAUUUUCACUAUUUUCAAUUUAUAGAUAAAAUGAUUAAUAAAGAAAAUAAUCAGUGGAUUAAUUAAUAAUGAAAAAACUCAUUACUUGCAGCAAUGCAACACAUACUUUUGUGAUCGCUGUAUUUCUGUUUAAUACUUUUUAUGUGACGUCUAUGAUAAUUGUUGACCACCCCUCCGUCUGUCAGUGUCGUCCUGGUGUAUUUGAAUUACUGUUUGUAUAAUGGUGUUGGGAAAUUAAUUUAGUGUGUGGAAACAUUGUGGUAGUGAA